UUCGCACGCCCCGCCCCUCACAAAGGUCACUGCACAGCCUAUACAGGUGUCAAUAUGGCGGCACCCACAGGGAUCUCACUACGGUGUCUGGGGUAUGCCAGGCAAUGGUUUUGUUUCAGACGACACCGUUUUAUUAUCGUUCCAAACCGGAGACAUUCCGUGUCAGAAAGUGGCGUUUUGUAUUUGCUAAACAAGCGAGGGAUUUUGAAGGACGCCUUUCCGGAUACAGCGGGCCAGCUGCAGCUUCCCAUGUUGUUAGAGUCAGGCUCUCAGACUGUCUACUGCGGCUUUGACCCCACAGCUGAGAGUCUGCAUGUGGGCAACCUUCUGGCCAUCAUCGGGCUCCUUCAUUUCCGAAGCGCCGGUCACAAUGCCAUUGCACUGAUUGGGGGAGCCACUGCCCGGAUCGGAGACCCGAGCGGAAAGGCAACAGAGAGAGAGACACUUUCUGAGAAGAGCAUAGAACAAAAUACCAGAGGGAUAAGGGACUGUCUCGAGCGUAUUUUUACUAAUCAUGAACUGUAUUCUCCACGCAACUCCAAAAAGCCGCUGGGGACGGUGAAUAUCUUGAACAACGCCUCCUGGUACAGAGGCAUUGAUGUGGUUGAGUUCUUGUCCACGGUUGGUAGGCAUUUCCGCAUGGGGACUCUGCUCAGCAGACACAGCGUGCAGUCCCGCUUGAAAAGCGCCGAGGGUAUGAGUCUGACCGAGUUCUCCUAUCAGAUCUUUCAAGCCUACGAUUUUUAUCAUUUGAAUCAGCAUCACGACUGCAGAAUUCAGCUUGGGGGUACCGACCAACUCGGAAACCUGAUGUCUGGAUAUGAAUUCAUUCACAAGGUAACUGAGCAGCAGGUGUUUGGGCUUACAAUCCCACUGGUAACCACCUCCACGGGUGACAAGCUGGGGAAGACUGCAGGAAAUGCGGUGUGGCUCAACAGAGACAAGACCUCCCCCUUUGAACUGUACCAGUACUUCGUCAGACAGCUGGACUCCAAUGCACAGAGGUACCUGAAGCUGUUCACGUUCCUCCCUUUGCCAGAGAUUGAACACAUCAUGGACCAACAUGGCAGGGAGCCGGAGAAACGAGGAGCACAGAAACGUUUGGCCGCUGAAGUGACCAAACUCGUUCACGGCAAAGAAGGCUUGGAGAGUGCUAAGAGGUGCACCAACGCUCUGUACCAGAGUAGCUUGGAUGCCCUCGAGAAGAUGACAGAUGAGGAGCUACAGGAGCUUUUCCGAGAAGCUCCAUUCUAUGAAUUGCUGCUGGAACCCGGGACCUCGGUGCUGGACAUGUGCCGUAAAGCCAGUGCUAUUCCUGAUGGAGCGAGAGGGUACCAGAUGAUCACAGAUGGCGGGGUAUGGUUAAACCAUGCUCGUGUAACAAGCCCAGAGCAGGUCCUGAUUCCUGGACAGCACAUUCUGAACAAUGGGCUCACUCUUAUCCGGAUAGGCAAAAAGAACUUUUACAUUGUGAAGUGGCUCCGCCUCUAAAAACCAGAGCAUGGAGGUUGUGUGUAAACUUCUCAUGCAGAGGGACAUCAUGUCAUUCAAAGUAAUGUCAAAUUUGAAAUAAAAUCUAAAUGACUAUAUAUACAAAAUUAGGUCUACUUAUUGGAAAUAUCGGUGGGAAUUGAUUUACACUGUGCAAGGUUUUGAAUAGGCUAUAAUCUGAAGGUUAAUUUAAAAAGGACCCAGCAUGGUAAGCUAUCUAAAAAGCACAUUACAUUAUACGUGUAUUUAUAAAGCAUUUUCCUAAUGCCUUUUUGUAACCAUUUUGAAAGUGGUGCUUUUUUCAAAUAAACUCCAUGUUGACUAUA
Messenger RNA from Acipenser ruthenus (sterlet), 1817 nucleotides. RefSeq names its product tyrosyl-tRNA synthetase 2, mitochondrial (gene yars2). Gene Ontology annotation, biological process: tyrosyl-tRNA aminoacylation. The transcript is spliced from 5 exons. Gene Ontology annotation, cellular component: cytosol; mitochondrion. Gene Ontology annotation, molecular function: ATP binding; RNA binding; tyrosine-tRNA ligase activity. The record is from RefSeq and is a predicted model, not a curated record. The coding region runs from base 55 to 1491 and encodes 478 amino acids. NCBI's taxonomy places the organism in Eukaryota, Metazoa, Chordata, Actinopteri, Acipenseriformes, Acipenseridae.